AUGACGAAAAAGAAAGCCAUUAGAGUGGGCCAUCGAGGAGCCGCAAGAAGAUUAAUUUCAAAGAUUGAAGAGGAAUUAGAGAAAGAAACAACACAACGCGACGAAAUAGAAAGCCUAUGUGAAACCUUGAAGAAAAAGAGGGAUAUUCUUUCGGAACUUGAUAAUGAAAUAUUAGAGGAGAUUGCAGAGGAAAACAUGGAAGCAGAGAUAGAAGACUCAGAUCGGUAUGUUUUAGAUAUAGAACGAAUUUUGACAAAAGUACGCAAUUCAUCAAGUUCAAAACAGAAAAAUAAAUCAAAUGAAAUUAGCUCUAAUCAGAACUUAAAUCCAAAUGCAGCAGAUUUUGUAUUUAUCAACUCCACAUCUACAUGUAAUACUCCACAUCCCAUGCAGAAUAAUGAUAUGCAAUACAGAUCGUCAAUGAGCGCAACAAAUUCUAGCAUCUACCACAAGCUACCAAAAUUGAAUCUACCAUAUUUUAAUGGCAAUUUGUUAAACUGGCAACCUUUCUGGGAUGCGUAUCAAUCAACAAUACACGAUAACCAUACUUUAACAGACGUGCAGAAGUUUACAUAUUUGCAAAAUCAAAUUCAGGGAAUAGCCGCGCAAUGUAUCGCCGGUUUACCACUCACAAGUGCAAAUUACUAUCAAGCCGUAUCAAUACUGAGAGAGAGGUUUGGUCAGAACCACAAAAUCACGAACGCAUAUAUUCAGAAUUUAAUUGAUUUACCCGCACCGAGGUCAAACGCAGACAGUUUGAGAAACUUUUCCGACAGAAUUGAGUGUAGCAUACGCGGAUUAGAAUCGUUAGGAACAAACGAGAGUACAUUUGGAGCCAUUCUUACGCCUAUAAUAUACAAUAAGUUGCCGUCCGAUGUACGAAAAAACAUAACCCGAGACCGCGGAAACGACGACUGGGACAUCGAAUCAUUGAGAACAGCAAUUAAGAGGGAAGUAUGCGUACAGGGCGCAGGACAAUCUACAGGUCCAAGUAAUGAAGAUUUAGAAAUUUUACCGACCGCUUCGUUUAUUGCCGAAACAUUUCCAGGAAAGAACAGGAAACAGUCACGUAAGAAAUGUUUAUUUUGUGAAGAAUCCCAUCAUCCAAAUACAUGCAAAAACGUGAAAGAUGUUGAGAAACGAAUAGAAAUUGUGAAGCGGAGAAAAGUCUAUAAUACUAGAAAAUGGAAAGUACACAGCUAA
Messenger RNA from Mytilus trossulus (common blue mussel), 1203 nucleotides. RefSeq lists its product as uncharacterized. Bases 1 to 1203 code for a protein of 400 amino acids. The transcript has a single exon. NCBI's taxonomy places the organism in Eukaryota, Metazoa, Mollusca, Bivalvia, Mytilida, Mytilidae. The record is from RefSeq and is a predicted model, not a curated record.